Molecule: messenger RNA, 2912 nt
Organism: Macrobrachium nipponense
Lineage: Eukaryota; Metazoa; Arthropoda; Malacostraca; Decapoda; Palaemonidae
Exons: 2
Coding region: 181-1062 (293 amino acids)
Source: RefSeq, a predicted model, not a curated record
UUGGGUGAGAGACCAGGACCCACCGACUACCGAGUGACACUGCGACUGCAAGGCUACGUUCACUCACUCAGUGCUGAUGUGAACCUGAGCGGGUGUUGGAUGUCUCACUGCUGAUAGGAGACUCGUCAAGGUUGUCUGCCAAGCAUCGUAAGAAUUAUCAUUACCGGAAAAUAUACAGGGAUGGCCACUGGAGGACCCAAAAUCUUAUUCAAAGGGAAAACCUCCAUUUCCUGGAUGCCCGAGGACGGUCCUCACUCCCUCCACCUCUCUCUCGCUGAUUACAGAGUAUUCCACAAGAUUGCAAAAACUGUCCAUCUAGACGAAUUCGAAGUAAUAAAGCAAUCGCAGAGUUUUCCUCAACAAAAGCUCAGCGUCGCUAAGUCCAUGUGUCACCUGGUUCAGAAAGGAGACGACUUGGAGUUUAUAAUGUACGGCGUUGUUGACCCCAAAGAAGCCACUAACAUUUAUGGGAAUGUAAGUUUUGUACUCGAUAUGACGAAGUUCUUGUCUCACUUCCAACAUUCAUGUAAUAUAUAUUAUGUUGAAACUGUAGAUUUCAAAAGAAGUAGCGUAACCCACAUCCUCGUCACCACGAAGCGUUACGACUACCUAACAGAGUAUGACCCAAGAAUCUUUGGCGGGCCCUGGUUCAUAGACCCAGCAGGCAGGCAUUACUGGCUGAGUAACGCCAGAAGGUUUGACAGGAAAACUAAUGCCUAUGGCCACAAAGUAGAAUUUCUGUUGGAAUUAGGAGAGGUUGGUGCCCUUUGGUUAUAUAAUGAAUCUGUUCCUAUCGUUGUUGAUCACCAAAAAGCUCAUGUCAACAAAAGGCACAUAUGUCUGAGGAAUCGUAAGGUACCUUGUCCUUCUCCUUAUGACAAAAAACAAACACAGGAAAAACUAGUGGCUCAAGGCUUCACUCUAUUAGAAAAUGAAGUGCCCAGUCAACUCUCAUCGUCUGGAGGCAGCGACGAAACCGCUCCACCUCAAGUUACUGAACAAAGCGAGCAGUUGUCAGGCGUGCUUUCUGGCAAUGAAGGUGCCCGUCGUUCUCUGUUUUGAAGUUGCUGUACGUCACCCAAGCUACUUGGAAAACCAAAAAACUGCAGUGCCUUCAGCAUAACCCCCAGACACCAAUCACCACAUCAAAGCAAAUUUGCAGUUUUAAUAUAUUUGACUCUAACCGCCUAAAGCCAUUAUCCUGCUUACACAAAUAACCCCUCAAAUAAUUUUCUAACAUUUCUACCAGACGUCCUUUUGCCUCCACCCUCCACAAAAGGUAAUUAUGUAGUACCACAGGAUAAAAACAACCUUGCCCUCAUCUAGCCGCCUUCAUGCUAACUUUAAUUUUUUACACCAAUGCUGCAACAACACAAACCCCUCAACCCCAGUUGCGAGAUAAAGAACCAAUAUACCUAUUGCUAACGUUAAAAAGAAUUCCAGAGGAAGAUACCACAAGCCCAAAUAAAAUCAAUCUCUUCUCUUACUAUCAAGUGCAAUACCACUGCUAUUUCUUCUAGGCCUCAAUCAAGCAUCACUGCUCAAGGUGCGCGCAAAAUUCAUGUGGUCCAACAUUUCUCAACUCCUCUUUCGCCGUUACCACAGCCAUCACUGAACCUCUGACUGACUACUGGUCAGCAUGUUACCGAGCAUUUUUACCUUGAAUUGGUAGAGAUCACCCUGCACAGACUUUGUUCACAGUCUGAGAAAUGCAAAAUUUCUCAUGGUUCCCUUAUCUUCGAAUACUUUUAUCCUUCCUUCCAUUAUGCUUGUUUGUUAGUAUGGUGUUUUUACCUUGCAUGGAACCAGGAACCAGUGGUUAUACAGCAACGGGGCCAACGGCUUUACGUGACUUCCGAACCACGUCGAGAGUGAACUUCUGUCACCAGAAAUACAUAUAUCUCACUCCUCAGUGGAAUGUCCGAGAGCCGUGCUCGCGGCCACCGAGGUGGCAAGCCAACACCAUACCGACCAUGCCACUGAGGCGCUUUUUCGAUCAUGUUGACUUCAAAACCUCAACUUCCAAAUUUGAGCAGAAGACGGUAGACGACACAACAGCGAAAAUAACUGCCAUUCCAGAUAAAGAUGCCUUUAUUUAAUAGUAAUUCCUCAAGUGCAAUGCCGCAAAAAAUAUAUAAAUAAAUAAAUAAGUAAAUUAAGACGCUCAUUCUCAUGUGAUAGAGAACCCGUAUUCUCAGAAAAGGAUAAAUUUACAACUAUGAAUGCCAAAGAUAACUAACUUUUUUUUUAAGGCCUCUGAUAAGAUUGUACGAUAUCUCUUCCCGAUAUAUACAGUAUGUCAACAAAGUCACUUCUCACCAGACUGCCUUAUCGGUCGAGUUGAAGAGGAUGUUUCACGCAUGAUAUCUUUUUAUUCAAAUGGCAUCAGUGAUUUCAGAGACAUUUGUUAAACUCACCGUUUCACUAUGAGUAACAUUGCCCAGAUUAAAGAAAGUUAAGCCUGUUCUAAACAGACACUUCAACCGGUUUUAUAAAAGUUACGGCCCAGGUGUUCAUGAUUCAUUCAGAGCUACUCGAUAAAUUAUAAUAUGUGGUGCAAAAGUGCCUUAAUAAUGUCGUGCACAAAGGUGUGCAUUAAGGUUAAGUUUUCAAUGGUAAAAAAAAAAAAAAAGUUGUAUGGCUGGACAAGCAGUUACGGUGCUACAUACACAAACAUUUCAUCUAAAUCAAUUCUCGGUUACUAUACACACACAUAUACAUAAAGGCAAACGCCAUGAAGGAAAAAAGUGAAACCCUGGAGUGGUUGCUAUGCCCGCUGAUUCGAAAGACCCAGCAACCACUCAUUUGUUUCACUUUGCACUCCGUGAGAUUUGCCUUUAUUUAUGCAUUUAUCAUGUUCCAUAUCUUCGUGAUUCAAUUACACACACACACACACACACACACACACACAC